AUGGAUGAGGUGAUAGGACAGAUGCCUUCCACUAAGCCUCCUGUCCUAAUGUCCUCUCUCCCUGAGGACACUCCAGGGCCAAGCACAGCAGUGGGUGACCAAAACGACAGUGAUGAUGAAGCGGGUCAGCCACCUACGACAGGGAGGAAGAGGAGAAGAGAUGAUGAGCUGCUAGACCUCAUCAGAGAGGACAUGAGAGUGGACCAGCAGAGCUCAGUGGUUCCCGGUGGUCAGUCUGCCCAGCAGCAUCAAAAACAACUGGACUCCAUAUUUAUGCUGCUGGAGGACAACAUCAUCAUUUUUGUGAAGAAUGAGUUGAAGAAGAUCCAGAAGGUUCUGAGUCCAGAUUACCCAGAACGCUUAGAGAGUCAGAGGGAGGAGGAUGAGCAGAAGAGUAGCAGAGAGGCAUUUCUGAAGAUCACACUAAACUUCCUGACGAGAAUGAAGCAGGAGGAGCUGGCUGACUGUCUGCAGAGCAAAGGAGGUUGUGAAGCUCUGUCCGCAGUUUUCUGUUCCUGGUCGUCUAGUCUGCGAGAGCUGGACCUGAGUAUAAUCAGCCUGCAGGAUGCAGGAUUAAAGCUUCUGUCUGCAGGACUGGAGAGUCCACACUGUACAUUGGAAACAUUUAGACUUAGUCUCUGUAACCUAACAGAGAGAAGCUAUGAAGCUCUGGCCUCAAUCCUCAGCUCCCAGUCCUCUAUUCUGAGAGAGUUGGACCUGAAUAAUUCUGAUCUGCAGGAUUCAGGAGUGAAACUUCUGUCUCUCGGAGUAUAGAGACCACACUGUAAAUUGGAAGCUCUCAGGUUGUCAGGCUGUCUUAUAACAGAGGAAGGCUGUAUUUCACUGGCCUCAGCUUUGAGCUCCAACCCCUCCCAUCUGAGAGAGCUGGACCUGAGCUACAAUCAUCCAGGAGACUCAGGGAUGAAGCUGCUGUUGUCUGGACUGAAGGAUCCAGGCUGGAGACUGGACACUCUCAGGGUGGAGCCUGCUGGAGUCCGAUGGUUGAGACCAGGUCUGAGGAAGUAUUCCUGUCAACUCACAAUCGACACAAACACAGUACACACACACUUCAAACUCUCUGACAACAACAGGAAGGUGACACGUGUGAAGGAGGUUCAGCCAUAUCCUGAUCAUCCAGACAGAUUUGAUAUUCGACAUCAGCUGCUGUGUAGAAAUGGUCUGACUGGUCGCUGUUACUGGGAGGUCGAAUGGACAGGAGAUGUUUAUAUAUCAGUGAGUUACAGAAGAAUCAGAAGGAAAGGAGGCAGUGAUGACCUUGUGUUUGGAUGGAAUGAUCAGUCCUGGAGUCUGUGGUGCAGUCAUGGUCAUCCUCGUUCUGUCUGGCACAAUAAGAGACAAAAAUCCAUCUCCUCCUCCUCCUCUUCCUCCUUCAUCUCUAACAGAGUAGCAGUGUAUGUGGACUGUCCUGCUGGCACUCUGUCCUUCUACAGAGUCUCCUCUGACACUCUGAUCCACCUCCACACCUUCAACACCACAUUCACUCAAACUCUUUAUCCUGGGUUUGGACUCUGCUUUGAUUCCUCA
Neolamprologus brichardi is the source of this 1545-nucleotide messenger RNA. The record is from RefSeq and is a predicted model, not a curated record. Lineage: Eukaryota; Metazoa; Chordata; Actinopteri; Cichliformes; Cichlidae.